Dendrobium catenatum is the source of this 465-nucleotide messenger RNA. Its product is annotated as AP-1 complex subunit gamma-2-like. NCBI's taxonomy places the organism in Eukaryota, Viridiplantae, Streptophyta, Magnoliopsida, Asparagales, Orchidaceae. The transcript has a single exon. The coding region runs from base 45 to 446 and encodes 133 amino acids. The record is from RefSeq and is a predicted model, not a curated record.
UCAUACAGAAGCACAAAAACAUCCAAUCUUCUUUUGUUGAAAGGAUGCCUGUUUUGGAUGAAUCAACUUAUGUAGGAAGGAAAGAUGGCUCUUCAACAUAUGUUCCUGCUGUCAAACCCAGCAAGGCAAACCUUUCAGGGACUUCACUAAAUCUUCAGAAUGGAGUGACGAAGCCACCAGCGGCAUCUAUGGGGGAUUUGCUUGAUUUGAGCUCCAAUGAUGUCCCUGCUACUAAGUCAUCAACCAGCGAUUUUCUGCAGGACCUAUUGGGCAUUGAUUUGGGGACCCCUGUGCCAUCAGGUGCUGCUUUCUCUGGAGGCUCAGAUAUUUUAAUGGAUCUUUUAUCGAUUGGCUCUCCUAUUCCGAAUGAUUCAUCACCACCAAAUAGUGUCUCGAGCAGUGUGGCAAAUUCUUCAGCAGUUGCUCUGGAUCAAUUUUCAUCUUGAAUUUCUACAUCUUCGUCCC